UCUGUCGUCUGCAAAAGAUCCCGUUUCGUGGCCCCGCUCGCUUGGUAGUGGAGUUAUUCGAGCAGCGAGUGCGGAAAGUUGUACGCACGGGAUCGCCCAGUUAGGAAUUUGGCCGUAAAAGGCCUGAAGUAGGAAUAAACGGAUUUCGGGGGAAAAGGCAGCGGAAUUUCCCGAAUUUCUUCGUCUGCUCGACCUGAUUUCGUCCCUUUGGAACUUUUUGGAAUAGCACAGUAUUUUGUUUUGAGGGAUUAAAACCAUGGCAAACAACGGCGAGGCAGAUGAUAUGGAGCCGAAUGCCGCUAGUCGAAUAGCGGCAAGGAGAAGGGAACGCGCCGCUGCAUCGGGGUCGGGUGAAGGAGGCGAGGAGGGGGCUGCUGGAGGAGCGAGCGGAGGAAGGCCGGAGAGAAAGAAGAGAGAAAAGAAAGCAGGAGGAGCAGGAGGAGGAGGAGCGAAGGGUGGAAAGGGAGGAAGGUUCGGCAAGAAGAGAGAAAAACGUAGAGGAACGGGUAUCGUGGUUUUAGAUGAUGAAGAAGGAGGAGAUGAAGGAGAAAAACAAGAAGCAAAUGGAAACGGUGCUAGUCAUAACGGAAACGAUCACGGGAGCAAUGAUUCUGGAGGCGGAUCGUCUUCUGAUGAGAAUGGAAGCAGUGUAGAUGCUGUUGAAUCAAGCGAUAGGAGAACAGAGAGGAUAGAAGCUGAUGACGGUGAAGAAGAUGAGCGAUCAGCAGAAGAAGUUCAAAGAAUGUUAAACCGAGAGAAACGAUCGAACAAAAGGUUACAACGGAAGCUCGACCAGUCGCAGGAAAGGGUUACCAUUCUGGAGCAAGAAGUCAGGAUUCUCACCCAAGAUUUGGAAGCUGCAGAGGAUGAGCUAGACCAAGUGAAGGAUGAGAAUCGAGCAUUACUAAAAGCAUUGGCCAAGCUAGGCAGUUAGGCCAUGGUUACAUAGCCCCCUCUAUUGGCAGAACAGAGAAUAUCUGAUAGCAACUCAAUCACAAGGACAAGCUCAAGGUCAAGCACAAGGGCAAGCACAAUGACAAAGACAAGG
Molecule: messenger RNA, 1048 nt
Organism: Strongylocentrotus purpuratus (purple sea urchin)
Lineage: Eukaryota; Metazoa; Echinodermata; Echinoidea; Camarodonta; Strongylocentrotidae
Product: twist-related protein 1
Exons: 7
Coding region: 257-934 (225 amino acids)
Source: RefSeq, a predicted model, not a curated record